AUGACCAGAUUCCUUGGUCAGACAAUUUACCUUAAUCUGGAGAUAACUGAUCUGGCUGGAGAAGCUGGACCUUCCCUGCAGCUCAUCCCCCUCGGUAAGCACCUGCCGUUCGGGCUCCCAGGAACGCACUGGGCAUCGCCCAACACCCGUGGGCCCGCCUUCCCUACUCGGCAGGAGGCAAAACCAGCAGCGGCCUCCCAGAACCCACCGCGUCCCCGGGCCUGCGGGCCCGCAGACACCGGAGGGCAACCUCCCUCCUUUUCACCCCAUCCCCUCGGGGACCCCCCGGGCAGCCCCCGGUACCUCGGAUGCCAAGUGUAUGACUUUGGAGACUUGAAUUUCCCUCAAGUUCCCAACGAUGAACUGUACAACAACCUGAUUUUAUAUCCACGGUCAGUGGGUUUAGCCAGCCAGGUACUGGCUGAUGCUGUAAGCAGAGCAGUAGCUGCUGGACACAGCUGUGUGACUAUAGGAGGUGAUCACAGCUUGGCACUUGGUUCUGUCAGUGGCCACGCACGACAAUGCCCACACCUUGGUGUGAUCUGGGUGGAUGCACAUGCUGAUAUCAACACCCCUCUUACAACUCAGUCUGGAAGCCUCCAUGGACAACCUCUCUCCUUUCUCUUGAGAGAGCUUCAAGAUAAAGUACCACAACUUCCUGGCUUUUCCUGGCUAAAGCCCUGCCUUUCAGCAUCUGAUAUCGUGUACAUUGGUUUGAGGGAUGUGGAUCCUGCUGAGUACUAUAUUUUGAAGAACUAUGAUAUCCAGUAUUUUUCUAUGAGGGACAUUGAUCGCCUUGGAAUACAGAAAGUUAUGGAAAGAACAUUUGAACGACUGAUGGGCAGGAGACAAAGACCAAUUCACCUCAGUUUUGACAUUGAUGCUUUUGAUCCCUCACUGGCUCCAGCAACUGGUACUCCUGUUCUCGGUGGAUUAACUUACAGAGAAGGCAUGUACAUCACAGAAGAAAUACACAACACAGGAAUGCUUUCAGCUGUAGACAUGGUUGAAGUCAAUCCACUGCUUGGAGCUUCUCAAGAGGAAGUGAACGCAACUGCUAGUCUGGCAGUCGACGUGAUAGCAACGUGCUUUGGGCAGACAAGGGAAGGAGCACACAUUGCUUUUGAUGAACUCCCAACACCCAGUUCUCCAGAUGAAUCUGACAGUGAAGAGCAAGUGAGGAUUUAAGAACCCAAAGUGUUGGGUACGUUGGACAUUAUACAGCUCUGCUGAGGCACUUGAAUGGAAAGUCAACACUUGGCAAAUACUGUUAACUUCUCAAUUUUUAAAUAAACUAGCUUUUCCACUGAUCAGUGGCUACUUUAUUACAUACUAAGAUUUAUUCAUUUAGUAUAUACAAAUGGGGACAAUAAAAUAUUUAUUACCUUCUUACUCAUCUUA
Messenger RNA from Chaetura pelagica (chimney swift), 1401 nucleotides. It is a transcript of the gene ARG2, whose product is annotated as arginase 2. Lineage: Eukaryota; Metazoa; Chordata; Aves; Apodiformes; Apodidae. Gene Ontology annotation, cellular component: cytoplasm; mitochondrion. Gene Ontology annotation, molecular function: arginase activity; manganese ion binding. The transcript is spliced from 8 exons. The coding region runs from base 1 to 1188 and encodes 395 amino acids. The record is from RefSeq and is a predicted model, not a curated record.